Messenger RNA from Drosophila nasuta, 4269 nucleotides. It is a transcript of the gene Phs, whose product is annotated as Phaser. The record is from RefSeq and is a predicted model, not a curated record. Bases 218 to 3253 code for a protein of 1011 amino acids. Gene Ontology annotation, molecular function: RNA polymerase II cis-regulatory region sequence-specific DNA binding; DNA-binding transcription factor activity, RNA polymerase II-specific. Gene Ontology annotation, biological process: regulation of transcription by RNA polymerase II. The transcript has 2 exons. Gene Ontology annotation, cellular component: chromatin; transcription regulator complex; PcG protein complex. NCBI's taxonomy places the organism in Eukaryota, Metazoa, Arthropoda, Insecta, Diptera, Drosophilidae.
AGGGAGAGUGUGCGUGUGACAGAGAGAGAGAGAGCGCGCAAGAGCAUUAAAAAAAUCUGCCAGCGGCGUCAGUGGAUUUAGUUUUGUUGUAGUAGUCUAAGUGGUGCGCGUAGUUUGUGCUCCCAAAGCAACAAUAAUUAUAAUUAUAUUUAAAACGAAAAAAAGCUGCAAUUAAUUUACACAAAACGAAUACAACAAAUUGGCCGCAGUGUGUGACAUGCUAAAAAUGACAAAUGUGCCGAUGCCGACAAUGCUUAAGCUAGGCAGCAGCAGCACAAACACAAGCAGCCGCAGCAGAGGCAGCAACGGCGCAGCAACAACAAAAAAGGCACAGCAUAAUGGAGUAGCCGCAGCUGCGUCGCUGCGCUGCGCAACAGACGACACGGACGAAUCCGAUGAGGACUCUGAGUCUGAACUAGAUAUUGAAGAAGAAGACGACAUUUUGCUCGGUGAUGCCGACGAUGAUGAUGUUGUGCUGCAAAUUGAUAGUGAGGAUGAGGCUGAGUUGGAAGCGCAGCGCAUACGCUUGGAUGAUUUGAAGGCCGCUGCCGCAGCUGCAAAGUCGCAGGUCAGUAACGGUAAAGACGUGACUGCGACUGCGACGCAGCAGAAACAAAAGCAACAGCAGCAAGAACAAAAACACAAACAAAAACAACAGCAACAACAACAGAAGCAGCAGCAGCAGCAGGCGCCGCAGCCAGCGCCGCAGCCAGCGACGCGAAAGCCGCGUGGGCGGCCACCCGGCAGCACAAAUAAAAACAACAACAAAAAUCAGCGAAAUAAAAACAAACGCAAAAACACAAACAGCGCCUGCGUCAGCGUCGGCGCAAGCGUCGCUGUCGCUGAUACUGUUCCUGCUGCCACAACUAUUCCCGUCCCUGUAGCUGUUUCCUCUCCAGCUGCAGUAACUGUUCCCACCACAGGUGCUGUACCCUCUCCUGUAACUGUUCUCCCCACAAUCGCAGCUACUAUUCCAUCACCUGCCACAGCUGUUGUUCCCACUCCUAGUACAUCUGCUGUUCCCACUCCUCCUACAGCUGUUGUUCCCACUCCUAGUACAGGAGGUGUGCCCACUCCUACUGCAACUGCUGUUCAAACUUCUAUUACACCUGCUGUUCCCUCUCCUGCUGCUGUUCCCACACCCAUCGUAAUCGCCCAAAUACACGCGGAUGAGAAGGCGCAUCGCUUCAUUUUUAGCUGCGUCAGCUGCUCGCUGCUCUACGGCGAUGCCGAGUCCCUCUCCCAGCAUUGGCACAAAACCCACAAUCAGCAGGUUAAAGCCACACCGCCAGGUGAUGAGCAAAUAAAGCUGGAGCCGCCAUUGGAACUCAACGAUGACAUCAAAUUGACCGACUUGAAGUGUUGUGCUCAACUUUGGCUAACGGAGGAGACGUCCAAGCAGCAACUGCGCUGCGCCAGCUGCAGUGAGCAGUUCAAGCUAAGCAAGGAGCUGCAACUGCAUCUGGGCAAGGAGCAUGGCAUCUUCAAGCUGUUGGUGCCGAAACGUGAACCUAGCGAACCUAUGGUGAGCAUACCAUGCGAAGUGGGUAGUUCAUUGCAACCACUGGAGCUGCCGGAGACGCCGCCGCCCGAGAAGGAGGCAGCGGACAAAGAUGAUCUCGCAAUGAUAUCCGCCAUGGUGGCGGAGAUAGCGGCAGAGCGCAAUCCUAAGGUUAACAAAAUGAUCAUCAAGUUGCCCUCGGUGGGCAAACAGCGCGGACGCAAGCGCAAGAAGAAAGAGCAACCAAAGCCAGAGGAGGAAGUGGAGGAAGAGCAGCCGGAAAGCAAACGCAAGCGAGGACGCAAGGUGCAGAAGGCAGUGCAGCCAGAGAAGACACCGGAAAAGGAAGAGAAGCGGGAAGAGAAUCAGGAAAAGAAUCAGGAAGAGAAGCAGGAAGAGAAACAAGAAGAGCAGCAGGAAAAGCAGUCCGAGAAACAGCCAGAAAAUCAGCUGGAAAAGCUAGCGAAGGAGUUGCAGCCAGAGAUCAAAGAGGAAUUGGAACCACGUCGUCCGCGCAAGUCCCGCGCUUUUGUCGACUAUGUCGUCGAUGUAAAGGACGAAGAAGAUGACGACGACGGGGACGACGAUGAAGAAGAUGAUAAAGACAGCGAUUCUGAUGUGGAGACACCGCACAAUAGCUCCACAGACGACAGUCAUGGCACGCCAUCGAUUAAGCGUGAAUCAUCGGAGGAAUCGCAGCGCAAUGGCGGCACCAUACACACCUGCAACUUCUGCAGCAAAACCUUUCAACGUUUCUCCCGGCUGCAGGAUCAUCUGCGCCUGCACACAGGCGAGAAGCCACACGUCUGUGGCGAGUGUGGACGCGCGUUUCGCCUGAAAAUGCGUCUUGCCGAGCAUCAGUUGCGCCAUCGCACCGAAAAGGCAUUCAAGUGUGAGCUCUGCGAUCGUCCGCUGGCUACCAAGCAGGAUAUGUCGCUGCACAUGCGUCACCACAAGAACGACCGACGCUACAAGUGCGAUCGCUGUGGCAAGGGAUUCGUGCGCAGCUCGGAUCUGGCCAUUCAUGUGCGUGUCCACACGGGCGAGAAGCCCUACAGCUGCGAUCUGUGCGGCAAAGCGUUUCGUGCUCGACAGAAUCUCGUCGUUCAUCGACGCACCCAUCUGGGCGAUAAGCCCAUUCAAUGCGAGCUCUGCGACAAACGUUUCUCCCGCAAGAUCGAUAUGCGCGUUCACAUGCGCCGACAUACGGGUGAGAAACCCUUCAGCUGCAACGCCUGCCAACGUGGUUACUCUUCGCGCGUCAAUCUGCAGCGUCAUCAGCAACGCGAGCAUGGCGGCAAGGCUUCAAGUGAGCCAAAGGUGGAGGAGCCAGCGACUGAGGAGGUCAAGGAAAAACCGGAGACACGUCGUCCGCGUCGGGAGAAGUUGCAGGAGAAGAUUGCCGAGCAGGAGAAACUGUUGGAUGAACUCAAGCGCAGUCUGAGCACGUUGCCCGAAAUUGCCGAGGAAUCAAAGGAAGUGAACGCCGAGGGCAAAGUGAAUAUUACAGAGUUGGCUGCUGAUGCUGGUGCAGGCAGAGAGACGAGCGUGGGCAUGGCACAGGUUUCGGUGACGGUGUCGAUGCAAGUGGAGCCCGCUAAGCCUGAUGACGAUGAGGAGAUCACGCCGGAGAAGGAGAAUGCACGUCAGAGCGGCUCCACAUCGGACGCCGUGUCGAGCACUGGAAAGACGAAGACUAAUCGCAAGAUAACGAGCUAUUUCACGGUCGUUGGCCAGCAGGCGGAAAUCUAAAAAGACUUAUCGAGACCAAUUACAAAAGCCAAUUCAAUUCACUUCAAUUAACAAUUCAAUCAAAUCCAAUCCAAUACAAAUUUCUUACUCAUUAGCUUAAGUUGCCGCUGUACUUGAAAUUCUGUAGCCUAGGAUGAACCUCGCAGACCAGCAGAAGAUUUCAUUUUCUAUAUAAGAUUUUCAAUUUUGCAGGGAUUAAGUAUUCUCUCUAUAUAUGUAUAGACUAUACUAUAUAAAUCGGUAUAGAUACCGAUUAAUUUUUGAAUGAACAAGCAUUAAGCAUAAUUAAUUACUUUUUUUGCAUUUGCAUUUAAUUAACUUUAACGAACAGAAAAGACUACGUUUUAAAAGCAUUAUUCAUACGGAAACAAAAACGCGAAACGAAAGAAAAACACUAAAAGAGACUGCAAAGAAAAAGUUUAUAAUUAUAUUGUACACAGAAAGCAUUUGAUAAAUGUAAUAUUGUGAAUAUUAAUAAGUUCAAUUUGAAGCAUGUAAUAGAAGGAAGAGGAUAUCUCAAGGUUAUCCUUAAGCACAACUGUACUUCUAACCUAAAAUUGUAAUUGAUUUCAAUUGAAAAUGUAACCAUUAUUAAAUUGCCAGUCAUGAAUUAUGCAAUUUAAUGUGCUAUGUGUAAACCUGAUCAACAUUACGCAUACUCAAUUCCAAAUUAUGCUUAAUUAUGCAUAAUUAUAAAUAUUAUACUUUUAAGAACUCACUCAACGCAGCUCACCACACACUCAUACGCACACACUCCCACACACACACACACACAUACAUAUAUAUUUAUUUUAGAGUGUGAGUUCUAUUCUCAAUAUGAUUUCUCGAAUCUUAAGCUAAGCAAAAAGACAACAACAACAAAGAACUACGCAGCAAAUUCAUUUGGCGAACAAGAAAAGAAAACGGAAGCGUAGCAUUUCUUAAUGAUUUAAGUCGAACGCGCAUUUAUACUUAUAAAUCGUAUUUAGCAUUAGCAUUAAGGCCAAGUCCAAUGAAAAUACAUUUAUUUUAUAAUC